GGGGAACAGGAGGAGGGACUGAGGGAUGGGGAAAACUGCACAAAGGAAUUCCUCACCCCAAGCCCCCUGACUGCCAGCAAGUGAAGAAGUAGUUCUGCUCUCUCUCCCACUCCCUCCCAUCGCAUCUUCCCACCGUGGCUGGGCCCAGGCCAUACAGCAGCUGCAGGCCUUUGGAGAGGACCCACACAUCCUCCUGUAGGUGGCAACAGUGCCACCUGUUUGGUGGGGCUGAGCCAAGGAUUGCAAGAGGGAGGAAGCAGACAACUCCAGAGGAGCUGGGAAGCAGUGCAGAGCAGAGAGCAGAGCUGCGCUGAGAAAAGGCUUUCACCAUGGCCGAGUCCCUUGACUGCUGCUCCAUCUGGGCCCGCUGCUUCCAUUGCCUGUACAGCUGCCACUGGAGAAAAGGCCCUAAAGAGAGGAAUCAUACCAGCAAGUGUGACUAUAUCUGGUUUGGCCUGCUCUUCCUCACCUUCCUGCUUUCCUUGGUCUGGCUGUACAUCGGGCUCAUCCUUCUCAAUGACCUGCACAACUUCAACGAAUUCCUUUUCCGCCGCUGGGGACACUGGAUGGACUGGUCCCUGGCAUUUGUGCUGAUCAUCUCUCUAUUGGUCACAUAUGCAUCCCUGCUAUUGCUCCUGGCCCUGCUCUUGCACCUCUGUGGACAGCCUCUACAACUACAUGGUCUUCACAAGGUGCUACUGCUUCUCAUUAUGUUUCUUGUGGCCACUGGCCUUGUGGGAUUGGACAUCCGGUGGCGCCAGGAGUGGCAUAGCUUAUUUCUGUCACUACAGGCCACAGCCCCAUUCCUUCACAUUGGAGCAGUCGCUGGAAUCACCCUCCUGGCCUGGCCUGUGGCUGAUACCUUCUACCGUAUCCACCCAAGAGGUCCUAAGAUUCUGCUACUGGUUCUGUAUUUUGGAGCUACCGUAUUUGUCUACCUGGUCCCCUUGUACAUAUCCUCACCAUGCAUCAUGGAACCUGGAAACUUACCUCCCAAGCCCAGACUGGUAGGACACCGAGGGGCUCCCAUGUUAGCCCCGGAGAAUACCCUGAUGUCCCUGAGGAAGACAGCUGAAUGUGGAGCAACUGUGUUUGAGACGGAUGUGAUGGUCAGCUCCGAUGGAGUCCCCUUCCUCAUGCACGAUGACCAGCUGAGCAGGACCACAGACGUAGCCUCUGUGUUUCCAGCCCGAACCAAAGCUCACAGCAGUGACUUCUCCUGGGCUGAACUGCAGAGACUGAAUGCUGGGACUUGGUUUCUAGAGAGAUACCCCUUCUGGGGUGCCAAACACCUAUCUGGCCCUGAUCAGAAAGAGGCUGGGAAUCAGACAGUACCAGCAUUAGAAGAUUUACUGAAGGAAGCAGCAGCCCUCAACCUUUCCAUCAUGUUUGACUUGCGUCGACCCCCCAAAAACCACACCUACUAUGACACCUUUGUGAACCAAACACUGGAGACUGUGCUGAAUGCAAGGGUGCCCCAAACCAUGGUCCUUUGGCUGCCAGAUGAAGAUCGGGCAAAUGUCCAACAACGAGCACCCAAAAUGCGCCAGAUAUAUGGACAGCAGAGAGGCAACAGAACUGAGAAGCCCCAACUUCUCAACCUUCCAUAUCAAGAACUGCCACUGUUGAACAUCAAGGCACUGCACCAAGAUAAUGUGUCAGUGAACCUAUUUGUAGUGAACAAGCCCUGGCUCUUCUCCCUGCUCUGGUGUGCAGGGGUGGAUUCAGUCACCACCAACGACUGCCAGCUGCUGCAGCAGAUGCGUUACCCCAUCUGGCUUAUUCCCCCUCAAACCUACUUAAUGAUAUGGUUCAUUACCAACUCUGUCUCCAUCCUGCUGCUUUUGUGGACUUUCCUCCUCCGAAGGAAAUGUGCUAAGGAAAGUGAAAGAAAUGGCUUAGAAACUGCAGUGCUGCUGACCAGAAUCAGUAAUUUCAACAUGGAGUGAAUGCUUCAUCUUAAGUCACCACCAGCUGGACUCCAAGGCCUUGCACUGCUCAAUGGCAAGGGAAGAAGAAGGGCUGAAAUGGGAUAGCACCAGGGAAUUGGUUGCAGUGUAUGUGGGGACUUUAUCAACAGGAAGUUUUGCAGUUGGCAAGCCUCAGCUGAAAUGAAAUCUACAGUUUUUUUUUUGGGGGGGGGAAGGGAUUCUGGCAUGAAGAAUUUGGGAAGCCUGUGAAUGUGGAGAAUUACCUCCCCCAAAUAGUUCAAACCAGGAAGUAAACAAGAUAUUGCUAAGAUAA
This is a messenger RNA of Perognathus longimembris pacificus (Pacific pocket mouse), 2244 nucleotides long. RefSeq names its product glycerophosphodiester phosphodiesterase domain containing 2 (gene Gdpd2). Gene Ontology annotation, cellular component: membrane. NCBI's taxonomy places the organism in Eukaryota, Metazoa, Chordata, Mammalia, Rodentia, Heteromyidae. Gene Ontology annotation, biological process: lipid metabolic process. The transcript has 16 exons. The record is from RefSeq and is a predicted model, not a curated record. Gene Ontology annotation, molecular function: glycerophosphodiester phosphodiesterase activity. Bases 330 to 1949 code for a protein of 539 amino acids.